This is a messenger RNA of Euleptes europaea (tarantolino), 1936 nucleotides long. RefSeq names its product casein kinase 1 gamma 2 (gene CSNK1G2). Gene Ontology annotation, biological process: endocytosis; positive regulation of canonical Wnt signaling pathway; peptidyl-serine phosphorylation. The transcript is spliced from 12 exons. The record is from RefSeq and is a predicted model, not a curated record. Bases 661 to 1908 code for a protein of 415 amino acids. Lineage: Eukaryota; Metazoa; Chordata; Lepidosauria; Squamata; Sphaerodactylidae. Gene Ontology annotation, molecular function: protein serine/threonine kinase activity; ATP binding. Gene Ontology annotation, cellular component: nucleus; plasma membrane; cytoplasm.
UUACGGGAGGGCCCCUCCGGAGGGCCAGACCGAGUCGCUUUAAAGCUUCGGAGUUCGCUAUUCACCAACGCCGUCUGCGCUGCCGGCGUGACUCGCGCGCCAUAGGGUGCUGCGGCGCCUUACGCCGGCGGAGUAGAGACGGUCCUCUUUUUUUUUUUUUUUGCCUGUGCGGGGAGAGAAAGAGGUUUAAAGAGACGAGAGGAGCCUGCUGCCCAUGGACGGCCUGCUGGGGGGCAGGCCCCGGGGGGGCCCCCACCUCUGAAGCACCCGGGGGUGGGAGGGAAGGCAGCUCAGAAGUGAAGGAUCGCUGCUGGACAGUUCCGCCCCUCUUCCACCAUGUCGUUGUCUUCUCCAAAGAGUGCCCCGUCGGAGGUGCCGGCCGGAGUCCCGGCAGGACCGGCGAGAGGACUGACGUCCCACUAGCACGGCGCAUGCGGGUGGAGCGUCGCCCCCUGCCGCCCUCCCCUCCUCUUCCUCCUCCUCCUUUGCCACCCGUGAUGGUGUAUUAACCCAGAAGACGCCCGCUUCUGAUCGGCUCCUCUCCUUCCCCCUCCAUCUCCCUCCCCUCCCCCCGACCCGCAACCCCACCUCAAGUUUCGGCCGUGCUGGGAUUUGUAUGGGAUCGACGUAAUCGUGGAGAGGCCGGGGUAUCACAAACUUAUGGAUUUUGAUAAGAGAGGAGGGAAAGGGGAGAGCGAGGAAAGCAAAAGGAUGUCUAAAACAGGCGGAGGCCGGGGCACUCACGGGAGCCGAACGGCAGGGACCAACUCCGGAGUCUUAAUGGUGGGCCCCAACUUCCGGGUCGGAAAGAAGAUCGGCUGCGGCAAUUUUGGGGAGCUUCGGCUAGGAAAGAACCUCUACACGAACGAAUACGUAGCGAUCAAGCUGGAACCGAUCAAGUCCAGAGCGCCUCAGCUGCACUUGGAGUACCGGUUCUACAAACAGCUUGGCAAUGCAGAAGGAAUCCCUCAGGUUUACUACUUUGGCCCGUGCGGGAAGUACAACGCCAUGGUCUUGGAGCUGCUGGGACCUAGCCUGGAAGAUCUCUUCGACCUCUGCGACAGGACGUUCACGCUCAAGACGGUCCUCAUGAUCGCCAUCCAAUUGAUCACCCGGAUGGAGUACGUUCACACCAAAAGCCUGAUCUACAGGGACGUCAAGCCGGAGAACUUCUUAGUGGGCCGCCCGGGCAGCAAACGACAACACACCAUCCACAUCAUCGACUUCGGCCUGGCCAAAGAGUACAUUGACCCUGAGACCAAAAAACACAUCCCCUACCGAGAGCACAAGAGCCUGACGGGUACGGCCCGAUACAUGAGCAUCAACACUCACCUCGGGAAAGAACAAAGCCGCCGAGAUGACCUGGAAGCACUAGGCCACAUGUUCAUGUAUUUCCUGCGUGGGAGCCUACCCUGGCAAGGCCUCAAGGCGGACACACUGAAGGAACGGUAUCAGAAGAUCGGCGACACCAAAAGAGCCACGCCCGUCGAAGUGCUGUGCGAAAACUUCCCUGAGGAAAUGGCCACGUACCUCCGCUACGUUCGGCGUCUGGAUUUCUUCGAGAAGCCAGACUACGACUACCUGCGGAAGCUCUUUACCGACCUGUUUGAUCGGAAUGGCUUCGUCUUCGAUUACGAAUAUGACUGGGCGGGUAAAGCCUUACCAACCCCCAUCGGCACAAUCCAGAGUGACGUACAAGUCCAGCCUCCAAACAGAGAGAAAGCACAGCAGUUCAUCAAGCAGCAGGUAAUGAGCUCAACCAAUGGGGAGUUGAACACGGACGAUCCGACCGCUGGCCACUCCAACGCCCCCAUCACCGCCCCCGCCGAGGUCGAGGUGGCCGACGACACAAAGUGCUGCUGUUUCUUCAAGAGAAGAAAGAGGAAAACCAUCCAGCGCCACAAGUGACGCUUCUGCCGGAAGAGACCAGGAUCCU